Messenger RNA from Hordeum vulgare subsp. vulgare (domesticated barley), 1330 nucleotides. RefSeq lists its product as uncharacterized. Gene Ontology annotation, cellular component: chloroplast. Lineage: Eukaryota; Viridiplantae; Streptophyta; Magnoliopsida; Poales; Poaceae. The record is from RefSeq and is a predicted model, not a curated record. The coding region runs from base 194 to 955 and encodes 253 amino acids. The transcript has 4 exons.
CGAGCCGAGUACGAGGACCCCAAUCCAAAUCGCCUCUUUCCCUUCUUCUUCCCCGUCCCAUCUUCUCCUCCCCCUCGUACGCGGAAACCCCGCCACGCCUCCACCCACCGCCGGGGUCCAGCCUUCCUCUUCCGCCGCCGUGACGCUCGAGGUUUGCCCCUGGUGAAUUCGGCGAUUCAAGCAAAAGAAAACCAUGAGCUACUUCCAAGCUACAACUUGCAAGCCUCAUACUGGGCUCAUUGUGGACAGACCCAUAACGGGUCUUGGGAAGACCUGCAGAUUACUACCUGUCCCCCAGUAUUCCAUACGGUCACAUCCUCUCGGAUUUCGCAAGCUUGAUAAGCAUAUCUACCCACGACUUGUUCUUGUUGCUGCUAGCCACACAAGGCUUACUCCUGUAUGUGCCUCAAGUGGAAAAGGGAACCCUGAGCUUGACAAUGAUCCCUUUAUGGAUCAUUUGAAGAAGGCUAUGGCUGAUGCAAAAAAGCCACGACCCAUACAAGAUGUGUUGAAAGAGAAAUUUAGCAAGCUGAGAGAACAAGCAUCUGGUGGAGGUGGAGGGAAUGGAAACAGGCGUGGAGGCAAUGGUGGUUCCGGUGGCCCAGAAGAUGAAUCAUUCAAGGAAUCAUUGGAUGAAGUAGUCCAAGUUAUCUUAGCAACUGUUGCUUUUAUACUUGUGUACAUCCAUAUUAUCAGAGGGGAGGAGCUGUACCGCCUUGCGAGGGACUACACUAGAUAUCUGGUUACCGGUAAGCGAACUGCCCGGCUGAAGCGCUCCAUGCAACAAUGGCGCAGUUUCUCAGAGAAAUUCACACAAAACGAGGGCUCUCAGGAAGAGCGGUAUGAAAGGCCAACCACUUCGGAACCAAUGUGGUGGCAACAGCCUCAAAAGUUUGUUCAUCUUAUGGAGGAGCUUUGCAGAGGGAAUUGGCGUCCACAUGCACAGAAGUCUUAGUUCUGGCGUUCCACUGUCCUUUUUUGACACUUGAAAGAAUAUGAUGGGUGUGUAGGUGAGAUGGGUACCGGUUGCUUGGCUGGCGUAAAGGUUUUACAUGGAUGGAGUUUCUUGAUGGGGCAGAUGGUGUUGUUCUUUGUUCUUUAGCGUGUAUUUUUGUCUCUGGUUUGUUAAGUAUUUUAAUGUGGGCAUAAGUAAGUUGUUGGAAAUUUUGUAGUGGAAGGGACCGAAUAUUCCUUAUUUAUGAUGGUUAGCCUGCUUAUCAGAUGUAGGUGAUGGCUGGUUGCCUAUUUUGCGAUAGAUUGGAACUGUAAAAGCCAUAUGAGAAAACCAAUGUGGCUAAAUUGAAGAUUGCUUUAAGCACUUGCCCUUGGA